Musa acuminata subsp. malaccensis (wild Malaysian banana) is the source of this 1446-nucleotide messenger RNA. RefSeq lists its product as uncharacterized. NCBI's taxonomy places the organism in Eukaryota, Viridiplantae, Streptophyta, Magnoliopsida, Zingiberales, Musaceae. The record is from RefSeq and is a predicted model, not a curated record.
UCCUCACUCGGCUCAUUGCGAGCGCGAGGGACGGCCGCGGCGGAGACCGAUGGUGUACGUCUCCGCUCAUCUCCCCUCCUCUUUCUCCUUCGGUACCGCCUCAAACCCUAGACGGGACCUAUCUCCUUCUUCUUCCUCCUCUUCUUGGAUUGAACUUGCGGUGAGCCGGAAAAUCGCUCCUUUUCCUCGCCGUGGGGAUCCAAGUGGCUGUCCCGGUCUCCGUUUGUGCUCUCCCAAGGCAGAAGUGCCCGCCCGAAGAGCAGAGACGUUUGAUCCAGAACUGAGGUUGGUGCUUGAACUCGCGACGGAUGCUGAACUAAUUGAGCUAGAGCACAUUCUGUUCGGACCGAGCUUCUUCAGCCCAUUAUUAAAAUCUAUCACAAGCAAACGAGAUGCUGAUUUCACUGUGAAUGGUGAAUAUAUUGAAGAACGAGAAGAUUUUAUAGAACACCUAGAGUCACAAUUCUUGUACCUUGCAGCAGAUGCUCGGGCAACAUUAAGGGGUUGGAGACCUUCCUACAGAAAUAUCUUACUUGGAGUUAGAAAAAAACUUGGCAUUCCUUGCUCAAGUAAAUUGUCAACAGAGGACCUUGAAGUAGAAAUUUUUCUCCACUUGCUGAGUGAAUAUUCAAGUGAGGAGAUUCAUCCUGUUUCUCUUCCAUCAGUUGGCAAAAAACUCUCGAACAGCCAUGGAAGUCUUGAAGUUGGACUAAGUCAAUGGAAGGUCCUUGCUCUUGGGGCACUGAGAGGUGGGGCAAAGGAGCUUCAACAUGCAGUCAUGAAGGGAUGUGGAAUGUUAACUGUGACAAGGAUAUAUCAGUUGUUGGCCAGGAAAUUUUCUGGUAAGAUGCUUUUGGAGGCUGCCAACUAUGAGAUAAAGCAUGAGAUAAUUAAGCGGGGUGGACAAUUGGCUGCUAUCAACCUGGAGUCAAAAGCAGCUGAGCUUGCUGCAAGACAGGGUUUGGCUCAUGCUGCAUCAAGAUAUCUUGGACUUAGAAGCGUGAUGAUGAUCCUAGGACCAGUGAUGUGGGGGACAUUUCUGGCAGAUGUGGUGAUUCAAAUGCUGGGGACUGAUUAUGCCCGAAUUCUGCGAGCAAUUUAUGCAUUUGCCCAGAUUCGGCUUACUCGAACAUAUGGCUGGCGAUCUAUCGAGGAUUGACAGCAAACCCAUUUCUUGCAUCUGUACAUAACGUCAUCGUAACCUGCAAAGUAAGCUCUCGCAUAGAUUGAAGGAAUCCACCAUAUUGCUACUACUAUCGGACAGCAUCCAGCAUAGGAGCAUUUGCAUCUUCAGCUAAAUGACCCUUUAAGCUGGUCUUUCAUGUGAGAUCCGAGUAAGCUGCCUUUUUUAAGAUACCAUUAUGUUGUUCCUCUCCAUGACAGACAUCUACUGUGUCAUUCUUGUAUAUUUGGCAAAAUCGCAUUAAGCUUUUUUCUCUCCGAUGA